AUGUAUAGACCACCUCCAGGCCCACCACCAGGCUGGACUCCGCAGCAGCAAGAAGAAAUGUACAGACCACCCCCAGGUCCACCACCAGGCUGGACGCCUCAACAGCAGGAUGAGGCCUGCGAUAACCCCCCUCCAUAUCACAACUGGCAAGAACAAGUGCCUGACACAGCGACGCUACCGCCGCCGCCGGCGAUGUCGAGAUUCGAGUCCGAGACGGGGAACGCCUCGGGUGAUGAUGCUGGUUAUCGCGCAAAGGAGUUUUGCAAUGAGAGGCCAUUAUGGAGGCCUGUUAGGCCCUCGGAACCAAUCUACACAAGCACUCAAGACGGCGACAUUCGUCCCGGCCAACCCAUCGAAUACCGUGGCACUCUCGACACCCUCGGCCGCGGCCACUGGCGCAUCCGCAGCGACAAAAACUGUCGCGACUGUAGCAUCAUCUCCCUCUUACCAUUAUAUUACGCCAUGCGCGACUCGCCCAUGGUGACGGAACGGGUCAAAACAAUCUACUUCGAAGUCACGAUCAACAAAUUCCAUCGUCGACCUUUUGGCGACGACGCAAGCGGCUUUUCGCUAGGGCUUGUAGCCCAGCCGUACCCUUCAUGGCGCUCGCCGGGUUGGGAUCGAGCGAGCGUUGGAGUCUUUUCUGAUGAUGGAUGUAGGUUCGUGAAUGACAAUUUCGGCGGGAAGGAGUUUACGACUGCAUUCCGGACGGGUGAGACUGUUGGGAUUGGUAUGAGGUUCGGUCUACCUGCUGCGCAGCAGCAAAAACCGGAUGUGAGAGUGUUCUUCACGAGGGGUGGUGCUGAAGUCGGAGGUUGGGAUUUGCAUGAGGAAUUGGAUUCGGAGGCUAACGGUGUGUAUGGCCUAGAAGGAGAUUUUGAUCUUUAUGCUGCUAUGGGCGUGUUCGGGGGUGUGGAUGUCGAAGUCAAGUUUGAGCGGGAGAGGUUUCUGUUUAAACACUUGAAACAUUCCAACGCUUCCUCAACGUCCUCCCUGGACCGGACUCAGUCUGAGCAGGAGCUUGAGAGUAUGUACGACUACUUGGCAAAAGUGAUUCUGAUCGGACCCAGUGGGACUGGCAAGUCAUGUUUACUCCAUCGCUUCGUCAAGGAUGAAUGGCGCGUUCUUUCCUCGCAAACAAUCGGCGUCGAAUUCUCCUCUAAAAUCGUCAAAAUCGGCACCGGCUCGCGGCGCAAACGCAUCAAACUGCAACUCUGGGACACCGCGGGCACAGAACGAUUUCGCUCGGUGUCGCGAUCUUAUUAUCGGGGAGCUGCGGGGGCGGUGUUAGUGUACGAUGUUUCGUCUUAUACUUCCUUCGCGGCGCUGUCGACCUUUUUGAUGGAUGCGAGGGCGUUGGCGUCGCCGAAUUUGACGACUAUAUUGGCCGGAAACAAGGCAGAUUUAUUGGUAGAUGAUGAUCAGACUGAGAUUCUGGACACGGAAGACGAGGACGUGCCGUCGUCAACGUCAAUGGCGAAUAGUGUAUCGAGCAGCAAGAUUUCGUCCUCGUACAUGUUUGAUGGUGUUGGCGGAAAGGGAGGAGCAGGCUCCUUACGCUCCGUGACAAGCACGAAUUUCGCAGCUGGAACGAGGCUAACGGCAACAACAAACUCGCAUGGUCGCCAGGUCAGUGACCUCGAGGCUAUCGAAUGGGCGACUCGGUCCAACAUCCCCGUCGCCGUUGAAGUUUCCGCAUUCUCGGGCCAGAAUGUCGAUGAGCUGUUUACGCGUCUUGCGAGGAUCAUACUUACCAAGAUUGAGCUCGGUGAGAUUGAUCCGGAUGAUCCGCAGAGUGGGAUUCAGUAUGGUGAUUCCGGUGCGUGGGGGAUGACGAUGAGUGAUGCAGCAAGCGAGGAAGAGGGGCGGGAAGCGAAAUAA
This is a messenger RNA of Talaromyces amestolkiae, 1881 nucleotides long. RefSeq lists its product as uncharacterized. The coding region runs from base 1 to 1881 and encodes 626 amino acids. Gene Ontology annotation, biological process: regulation of endocytosis. Gene Ontology annotation, molecular function: GTPase activity; GTP binding. The record is from RefSeq and is a predicted model, not a curated record. Gene Ontology annotation, cellular component: endosome. NCBI's taxonomy places the organism in Eukaryota, Fungi, Ascomycota, Eurotiomycetes, Eurotiales, Trichocomaceae. The transcript has 8 exons.